Molecule: messenger RNA, 3761 nt
Organism: Lucilia cuprina (Australian sheep blowfly)
Lineage: Eukaryota; Metazoa; Arthropoda; Insecta; Diptera; Calliphoridae
Exons: 9
Coding region: 141-3656 (1171 amino acids)
Molecular function (GO): beta-tubulin binding; microtubule binding
Source: RefSeq, a predicted model, not a curated record
AUUUUGGAAUACAUUUAAUGUAAAAAAAUAAGUUUAAGACUCGUCCUAUUAAUAUAGUUUACAUAAACUGACAUUACUUGAAAUUAUUUUAUUUUUAAGUUGUUUUUAAACUUUUUAAAGAAGUCAAAUAUUUUUUUAAUAUGCCACCAAAAAAUGGAAAGAAAAAUACAAAAACUGUUUCAGAAAAGGAAUAUACACUCUUGAAUUUAGAAGAAUUAAAAGUUAAAGAACUUAAAUACACCAAUUGUUUGAAGGAACUAAGAAAAUUUCUCAAUUUUAUUGACGAGGCUUUACUGGAAAUCUCAUCUCUUAAUGAAAAAGAAUUGCUGCAAGAUAAAUGGCAAAAUUUUGUUACCUGUAAUCCUUUACCUAAACCUUACAUACCAUCCGACAUACGCCUUUUUUAUAAUAAAAUGCAAUAUCUGGAAAAUGAAAAAGUGCAAGGUAGCAUAAAUUGGCUGUUACUAGUAAAUGAGAGAAGUCUUUUGACACAAAAUAUUUACCGUGAGGAUUUGACAAGACGUAAAUUAAAUACGAAAAUGAAAGAAAAUAUUGGUCAAGAAUAUAAUAGUUACAUCAAUGAUUCGUUAAAAAUUUUACAUAGAAUCGAAUAUUUCUUAGAUAACGAUAUAGAAGUGGCGAAAUAUCCUAUACACAUUUUUCAUGAUAUAGUUGGACGUAAGAUAGCUAUACAGGAGGAUAUAAAGGAUUUAAUAGAUCGUUAUACUUAUCGUAUAAUAAGUUCCGAAAAGGCCCAAAUGAGAUCUUUAGAUGCUAUUACCGCCGAAUACUGUUUUAAUGCGGAUAACUUCCAAAUCCAUAUUUGGUGUUUAAAAAAUGUUGCACUUAGAAUAUCUCAUUUAAGUGAACCUCGCCUUCUUGCCAAUUUUCAUUCGAUUAAACUACUUUUGCAUGUACCCUCCAAAAUGCUACGAGAAAAUCUUGUUAUAAGAGCUCUUCACAUGGACUUCGAUCAUUUCAGUGAAAAUGCCAAAAGUUAUAAACAAUCCAUCACAGUAUCCACAGAAAACCUCAAUGCUGGUAUAGUAGAUUUGCCUGAUUGUCUGGUCAAUGAGUGGAUAAUGCAAUUGGAAGUGCAGGAAAAGAAACGCAAUGAAUUGAUACAAAUUCGUAUGGAAUAUGAAGAAAAGAUGAGACAAUACGAAGAGCAAAUGGAAAAGAAAAAGGGACGUAAUAAAAAUGAGAAAGACACUAAAAGCAAAUUGAAAAUAGUAAAGCCUACCAAAGAACCUCUUUUUAUAGGAAAUGAUGUAUUUCCCGAUACUUAUGAAGAAUUUUUGAUGGAAGAAGAAAAGCAAUACCAGAAUUUUAUACAAACCGUUUAUAAACCUGAGUUGCUUGAUUUAAGAUCGGAUGAGAUCAAUCUUAAAAAAUAUUUUAUAUUGGGCGGCAUAUAUCAAUUAUAUUACGUAGUAAAGCCUUUACAUUAUGAUAUGAAUAGCUAUAAUUUGACCUGGCAUAAAAAACUGGGAAAUUUAGUUGUGGAUAAAGAAGUUACUAUCGCAGAUUCAAAACAUAUCUUUGAAUCUUUACAAAUGCCAACCACAAAACGCCUUACCAAGCGUAUGUCUAUCUUUGAAGCAGAGAAUUUUAAGUUAGAUACUGAUGCAGAGUGUCCUUGGUUUAUAGUAACCAUACACUUACCGGAGUAUCUUUGUUAUUGGGAUGAGCCAAUUGCAUGCCAUUUUGAAACAACAAUUGAACAAAAACAUGAAAAGGGAGAAGAGUUACAAAUGGAACCCACGGAGGAAAUAAAAACCAAAAAGGCUUUGAAAAAAAUUAAAGUAGAUCAACCGACACCAACAAUUACCAAACUACAGUCUACUUUAGUAGAUGAUUCCUCUAAAUCCAAUUUACAGGCAUUUUCCGAAGCCGAAUUACAGCUUUCUACACCUCGCGAUACUGCUACCGCCAGUUUUAUAAUAAGAACAAAACGUUUAACAGACAGUCAGCGUAGAUCAAAUGCCAGUUUCUUUAAAGGUUCUCUAGCGAAUUCGUUGUUACAAAAAAAUUCAUCUAAACGAACUGGCAUUAGCGAUAAAACCGAUAGUUUAUAUAUAAAUGACUUUCCUUUAACUGCAACUUCCCUUACAAAACCUCAAAUUAGACAUAUGGAAAGACACAUCGUACCACGUAUUAUAUCAUCUUAUAAAUUCCCCCAAGAAAUUCGACAAGAAGAAAUGGAGGCAUACAAUAAGAAACCCAAAGGUAAAGGUGGUAAAAUAAUACGUCAAAAGAAUGAAGAUUUACAAAAUAAACACUCCAAUCGUACAUUUGAUUUUACGGCCAUGCAAAAUAAACCCGAGAGACUAUUUCCCGCUUAUCCUAAAGUAGAACCCUUAAAUAUUGUUUCCCAUUUAAGAGAUGAUAACAUAAAUAUUGGUCAUGAGGAACCGGAAACAUUUGCUCAAUUACUGCAGAUUGUAAGCACUAUUAAGAAAAAAUAUCGCUUACGAGUACGUCAGACAAUGGACUUAAAAAAUACAACGACUGAAAUAAAAACCUAUAAUAAACGUAUUAGACAAAUGCAAAGAAAAAAGGAACUAUUGGCAAUAAAUUCAUCUAUGCAUACCUUACGUAGUACGAUCAUAUCGCAGCGUAAUACAAAACGUUCAACUGCUAAGUCUUUAAAAGAAGAAAGAAAAUCUAAAGUAUCUUUAGUGUCAAAGCGGGAGGAAAAAGAAACGGUCGAGCGUAAGAAGUUAAUAACAGCUGAAGAUUCUAAAUCUAAAUACUCAUUCGAAUCUGAUGUAUUGCUUAAUACAUCUAGUUCUGAAAUAUUAGUAAGGAAUGAAACACAACAGGAAGAGCCUGCAGCAAAAUCUUAUUCACAGUGGACUACAAAUUAUAUUUUAAAAUCAGAAUUUGAUAGACAAAAUCGUAAGAUAAUUUUUCACACAAAUCGUUUAGGUAAUUUUGGUUUUGCUUUCAAACGUUAUGAACACUUUCCUUUUAAAUAUUGGAAUAUGGAACCUAGUGAAACUGAUCCCGAAAAUGAGGUAGUAUUCACAUUAGAUACCCAAUAUGUAAGAUGUGUUCUUUACAUCACAGCCAAUGGCAUAAGAGGCCAUGUCACCGAACCCACUAAAACUUAUGUGCGUAAUCCCAAAAUGUAUUUGAUUAUAGAAAACCCCCUCAAGGAUUACAAAGAAUUCAAGAAACUCUUUAAGGAAAAACAUUUAAAUAUUUUUGCAGAACAUGAUGCCAGUUUUUAUAUAGAAAACGGUUAUUUUUCUGAGAAACAUUUAUCCAAUGAAAUGCAUACAUAUUGUUGUAUGUCAGUUCAUAGUACACAAAUGAGAUUUAAUUUCUCACAAUGGAAUCGUUUGGCUAAACGACGGGAUAUUAUUUUACAUUUUCAACAAUAUAAAGACUUAGCGGAAAAUCUUGUUGAAGUGCGUGUAACACCAGGAGAAGCAUAUUUCGUAGAUAUACAGGAAUUAUGUACGGAGGAUUUAAAUGAUAUAAAAUUAGAUUAUAAUUUAACCUGGCGAAAUAUUGAGUCCUAUAGCGAUCUACAUCAUUUGAUUGUUGCGAUGUAUCCAGCUGCGACUGAUUUACGUUGCAAGAAUCCUAAGUUGAUAUGUUGUAUAAGAGAUUUGUUGAGUGAAAUAAGGCCUUUAAGUUUUUCAUAAGAAAACGUUGCAAAAUUUUUCUAUAUAUAUUUUUUAUUCAUAUCUAUAACUGAAAAGUUUUCGAGAAAAGGUCAUAUUUUUGUAAACUAUUUUUGUGGUUUAAUA